Molecule: messenger RNA, 2024 nt
Organism: Impatiens glandulifera
Lineage: Eukaryota; Viridiplantae; Streptophyta; Magnoliopsida; Ericales; Balsaminaceae
Product: U-box domain-containing protein 16-like
Exons: 1
Coding region: 12-2024 (670 amino acids)
Biological process (GO): protein ubiquitination
Cellular component (GO): cytoplasm; nucleus
Molecular function (GO): protein binding; ubiquitin-protein transferase activity
Source: RefSeq, a predicted model, not a curated record
UUCAUCAAAACAUGACAUCCACGUCUUCUCAAAUGGCUUUCCCGCCAAGGAAACGCCGGCCAUCCGCCGGAUCUUUCGUCACACCGAAUAUCUCCGAUAAUCAUCUCAUCCAGUCUCUUCUCAUCUUAACUCAAGAUAUAUCAUCGCUCGAACCAAUUCGUUUUCUUCUGAGGAAUAACUUUUCCUCAAUUGUUCGUAAAGUGAACCUGUUAACCUUCUUGUUCGAAGAUCUUGUCAAGAAUCCUUCCGCCUGGUAUUCUCCUUCCGCAAUUCUAUGUUUUCGUGAACUUUACAUUCUUCUUCAAAGAAUCAAGACGAUGAUUGAAGAUUGUUCUAGUGGAAGCAAGAUGUGGUUAUUGUUACAGAACGUAACGAUUGCUAAUACUAUUCAAGAGCUCACCGUCGAGAUGUUUACUCUUCUUGAUAUUUUUCCUGUUAAGGAGAUGAAUAUUAAUGAAGAUGUGUAUGAAUUAGUAGGUCUGAUAAAGAAACAGUGUGGACAGACGAAUGCGACUGUGGAUCCGAUGGAUUUGAGUUUGAAGAUUGAUGUUCUGAACAUGCUUGAGAUGAUUAGAGAAGAGAUUAUUCCUGAUCAAUCAAAGCUUUCAGAGAUCUUCAUCAGAUUGAAUCUGACAGAUUCGAGUAGUUGCAGAGAAGAAAUGGAGAAUCUAGAAGAAGAAGUUCAGAUUCAGACUAAUCAGAAAUCAAAAUCCAUCGUCGUUUCUCUAAUCGGAUUCGUUCGCUACACAAAAUGCGUUCUAUACGGCGAGUCAACACCACCGCCGCCGCAGAGAAACUCUUUCCGACGCCGGAGGUCGAUGGUGGAAGAUAACAUUCCGACGGAUUUCCGAUGCCCGAUUUCCCUUGACCUAAUGACAGAUCCAGUGGUUGUUUGUACAGGUCAGACCUAUGAUCGUGAAUCAAUAACCGCUUGGAUUCAAGCCGGUCACGCCACGUGUCCUAAAUCAGGUCAAAACCUGGCCCAUUCUAAAUUAAUACCGAAUACAGCUUUGAAAAACUUGAUAUCAAUGUGGUGCCGCCAACAAAGAAUUCCAUUGGAAAAGGAUAAAUCAAACGACGUCGUCGUAAUGGAAGCUACAAGAAUGACGGUUUUAUUUCUGGUAAACAAAUUAACCGAAAAUUCGAAUUCAUUCGAAACCGCCAAUAACAUCAUCCACGAGCUUCGGAAUCUCGCCAAGUCAGAUUCGGAUAGCCGUAGUUGUAUCGUCGACGCCGGAGCAUUACCUCUGUUCGUUAAAUUCCUACGCUCCGAUCAUCCAGACGCUGAGGUGAAUUCCGUAACCGCAAUUCUAAAUCUAUCGAUUCUUGAAGAGAACAGGGAGAAGAUAAUGAAGACAGACGGAAUUCUAGAUGGAGUUGUAUAUUUGUUAAGGAAUGGAGCUACCUGGGAGGCGAAAGGGAACGCAGCCGCGACUUUAUUCAGCUUGUCAAGCGUACAUUCUCACAGGAAACGAUUAGGGAGGAAGAAAGGAUUGAUCUCGGGUUUACUAGAGUUAGCCAGACUAGCCCCUGGUAGUACAAAGAAGGACGCACUAGCUGCUAUAUUAAGUUUAGCAGGGGAAAAGGAAGCACUUGGGAAAUUAGUUCAGAACGGGAUUAUGGAAGUUACAUCAGAGAUGAUUGAGAAAGGAUUACCCGAGGAAGCAGUUAUGAUUCUGGAGACGAUGAUUAGAAGAGGAGGAGCUGCUGUUGUCGGGGCUGCAUUCAUUAUGAUAAGGAAAUUAGCGACGCUGAUUAGAAAUGGUACAGAUAGGUCUAGGGAGAGUGCUGCAGCGACACUGGUGAAUAUAUGUAGGAUUGGUGGACCGGAGAUGGUUGUGGAGCUUGCUAGUGUGCCCGGGAUUGAGAGAAUGGUUUGGGAAAUGAUGGGAAUGAUGACCGGUAGAGGUAGGAGGAAGGCGGCGUCUUUGUUGAGGAUUCUGAGAAAACGUAAAGUUGGUGUGGAAGGAGACUUAAAUAUCAUGCUUCAUCCUUCUCUAGUCGCCAUGGCUGCAGUCCGGUAG